Molecule: messenger RNA, 1605 nt
Organism: Musca domestica (house fly)
Lineage: Eukaryota; Metazoa; Arthropoda; Insecta; Diptera; Muscidae
Exons: 2
Coding region: 1-1605 (534 amino acids)
Source: RefSeq, a predicted model, not a curated record
AUGUUGAAUUUCUUGGAGAAACCUUAUUAUAUUUGCAGUAAGAAAUUGUUCCUCAUUGCCUUUGCUGUGAUUGCAGCUGUCGCUGCUGACGUCAGCCAUUUGCCCUCCAACGAAUACUUGCCACCCCAGCAAGUUUCUGUGGCCCCUGUAGCCCCUCAGCCCAGCAACGAAUACUUGCCCCCUGUUCAACAACAACAACAAGAGGUCCCAGUUGUUGAAGCCGCCCCCGCUCACGAAUUGGCCGAUGAUGGCUACCGUUACAAGACCCACCGUCGCGUUGUCUACCGUCGUCAUCGUCGUGAUGUCAGCCACUUGCCUUCCAACGAAUACUUGCCCCCUGUCCAACAAGAAGCCGCCCCUGUCUACGAACCUGCUCCCGUAGAACAAGUGUCUGUUGUUGCCCAAGAAGCUGCCCCCGCCCAUGAAUUGGCCGAUGAUGGUUACCGUUACAAGACCCACCGUCGCGUUGUCUAUCGUCGCAACCGUCGUGAUGUCAGCCACUUGCCCUCCAACGAAUACUUGCCCCCUGUCCAACAAGAAGCCGCCCCUGUCUACGAACCUGCCCCCGUAGAACAAGUUUCUGUUGUUGCCCAAGAAGCUGCCCCCGCCCAUGAAUUGGCCGAUGAUGGUUACCGUUACAAGACUCACCGUCGUGUUGUCUACCGUCGCAACCGUCGUGAUGUCAGCCACUUGCCCUCCAACGAAUACUUGCCUCCCCAACAAGAAGCCGCCCCCGUUGCCGCUCCCACCAACGAAUACUUGCCCCCUGUCCAAGCUGAUGCUGAACCCGCUCAUGAAGUAGCUGCCGAUGGUUACCGUUACAAGACCCACCGUCGCGUUGUCUACCGUCGCAACCGUCGUGAUGUCAGCCACUUGCCCUCCAACGAAUACUUGCCUCCCCAACAAGAAGCCACCCCAGUUUACGAACCUGCUCCCGUAGAACAAGUUCCUGUUGCCGUUCAAGAACCCGAGCCCGCCCAUGAAUUGGCCGAUGAUGGUUACCGUUACAAGACCCACCGUCGUGUUGUCUACCGUCGCAACCGUCGUGAUGUCAGCCACUUGCCCUCCAACGAAUACUUGCCCCCUGUCCAACAAGAAGCCGCCCCUGUCUACGAACCUGCCCCCGUAGAACAAGUUUCUGUUGUUGCUCAAGAAGCUGCCCCCGCCCAUGAAUUGGCCGAUGAUGGUUACCGUUACAAGACCCACCGUCGUGUUGUCUACCGCCGCAACCGUCGUGAUGUCAGCCACUUGCCCUCCAACGAAUACUUGCCUCCCCAACAAGAAGCCGCCCCCGUUGCUGCUCCCACCAACGAAUACUUGCCCCCCGUUCAAGCUGAUGCUGAACCCGCUCAUGAAGUAGCUGCCGAUGGUUACCGUUACAAGACCCACCGUCGCGUUGUCUACCGCCGCAACCGUCGUGAUGUCAGCCACUUGCCCUCCAACGAAUACUUGCCUCCUGUCCAACAAGAAGCCGCCCCUGUCUACGAACCUGCCCCCGUAGAACAAGUGUCUGUUGUUGCCCAAGAAGCUGCCCCCGCCCAUGAAUUGGCCGAUGAUGGUUACCGCUACAAGACCCACCGUCGCGUUGUCUACCGUCGCCACUAA